AUGACGUUAGAUACGUCAGAGAACCUAAUGCCUGUUACUUACAUGACAAUGGCCUCGGCGGACCCGGUCGUCUCCUACGGACUCGUGUGGUGGGCGUACCGACUCCUCCCUGGCUCUUGGGCGCGGGGCCUCCUUCAGCGCCUGCACCAGCGGAUGUCCCUGCAGUAUUCGUCGCUCCCGGGCCCCACGACGUCGCUCCUCCUCGGCGGUUACACCGUGAAGCAUAUCUACAACGUGUCUCCUCCCCGUGACCCAACGCCUGUGAGUGUGACCGUGCUGACCUACGCUGACCAAGUUCACGUGUCCGUCGCCGCCCGGAGGUCACUGCCCUCCGCCCUCGCCAUCACCAAGGGCAUCCUCGCCGAGUUCGAGAAUCAG
This is a messenger RNA of Penaeus vannamei (Pacific white shrimp), 378 nucleotides long. The record is from RefSeq and is a predicted model, not a curated record. Lineage: Eukaryota; Metazoa; Arthropoda; Malacostraca; Decapoda; Penaeidae.